CCUCUGGUGAUGCAGCCGCCAGCGGAGCUGUCGUCCUCGUCUCCACCUGUCCAUCGAUUCACUUCGAGUCACUUCCUUCCCACUUGUCAUUUGAGUGCCGCCAAAUGCGGCAACAGCGGCGGCGGCGUCGCCUCUGGUGAUGCAGCCGCCGGCGGAGCUGUCGUCCUCUUCUCCACCUGUCCAUCGAGUAACUUCGAGUCACUUCCUUCCCACUUGUCAUUCGAGUGCCGCCAAAUGCGGCAGUAG
Messenger RNA from Volvox carteri f. nagariensis, 246 nucleotides. RefSeq lists its product as uncharacterized. Lineage: Eukaryota; Viridiplantae; Chlorophyta; Chlorophyceae; Chlamydomonadales; Volvocaceae. The record is from RefSeq and is a predicted model, not a curated record. The transcript has a single exon. The annotation marks the transcript as partial.